CCCACAUCCCUCCUGUAGUAAUACACCCUGUAAGCUGGGGCCCGGCGAGAUGAGAAGGUGUAGAACACUCUUGGCUGGAUACUGAACGUUCAAGCCGGUAAUACCUCAUCAAACUUGGACGUCAUACCUGACAACAAAUAACGAGACGAGUAUGGAUAACAAGGCGUUGGAACCCGACUCUGUGAGUGUUUCCAUAGAGGACAGCAUCAUUUGUAAUGGAGGUACUCAGCAACAGGAGACUUCCAUGCUGAAGCUAAAGAAAGUUGAGAACCAGAUCACAGAAGCACAGCGCAUCACCCAUCUACCCAAACGUUCACCUGUAGACCUUGAGUUUAUUAACAUCUCUUACACCAUUCAGGAGGGAUCUUGCUGUAAGAGGAGAGGAUUCAAAGCCUUAUUGAAAAGCAUCUCUGGGAAAUUCUGCAGUCGGGAGCUCGUAGGAAUCAUGGGUCCCUCGGGUGCUGGAAAGUCUACCUUAAUGAACAUUUUGGCAGGGUACAGGGGAAAAGGAAUGAAGGGUCAAAUCCUUGUAAAUGGGAGACCCAGGGACCUGAGGUCAUUUCGGAAAAUGUCAUGCUAUAUCAUGCAACAAGACAUACUGCUGCCACAUCUUACUGCACAAGAAGCCAUGAUGGUAUCAGCCAACUUAAAGCUCAAUGAGUCUAUGGAUGUGAAAAGAAAACUGGUUAAUGAGAUUCUGAUUGCCUUGGGGCUUCUUGAGUGUGCUCAUACUCGUACCAGCUCACUAUCAGGCGGUCAGUGUAAAAGGCUCGCCAUUGCCCUUGAGCUGGUCAACAAUCCACCAGUCAUGUUUUUUGAUGAACCCACCAGUGGCUUAGACAGCACAUCGUGUUAUCAGGUUGUGUCUCUCAUGCGUUCUUUGGCGCUGGGAGGAAGGACUAUCAUCUGCACUAUCCAUCAACCAAGCGCUAAACUCUUUGAGAUGUUUGACAAGCUAUACAUCCUCGGCCAGGGUCAGUGUAUCUACAAAGGCACAGGCCCCUACCUUAUUCCCUAUUUGAAAAGGCUGGGACUUUACUGUCCCACCUAUCAUAACCCUGCAGACUUCAUCAUUGAAGUGGCAUCAGGAGAGUAUGGAGACCUGAACCCAGUUUUGUUUGAAGCAGUCCAAGGAGGAAUGUGUGGAACAGAAGACAAAAAGAACCAGCGUGGUACCAAUGGCUCAUUGGUCUAUACCACAGAACAUUCCAAGGAUACUGGACACAUAGAGAGACAUACUUUUGCUACAAGCACACUGACACAGUUCUGCAUCCUCUUCAAGAGAACCUUCAUAACCAUUUGUCGAGACCAGGUUUUGACCCACCUCAGACUGAUGUCCCACAUUGUCAUAGGUGUGGUGAUAGGCUUGCUCUAUCUGAACAUUGGUAAUGAUGCCAGCAAGGUGCUUAACAACACUGGAUUUCUCUUCUUCUCAAUGCUUUUCCUCAUGUUUGGAGCACUCAUGCCAACUGUGUUAACCUUUCCUCUGGAGAUGUCAGUGUUUCUGAGGGAGCACCUGAACUACUGGUACAGCCUGAAAGCCUAUUAUCUGGCCAAGACCAUGGCUGAUAUUCCAUUCCAAGUGAUCUGCCCCAUCAUGUAUUGCAGCAUUGUGUACUGGAUGACAGAGCAACCUCCUGAGGUCAGCCGCUACCUCCUCUUCAUAGCGCUGUCCAUUUGCACUUCUCUGGUUGCACAAUCCCUCGGCUUGCUAGUUGGUGCUGCUUCCACUUCAUUGCAGGUGGCCACAUUCGUUGGACCCGUCACAGCUGUCCCGGUGCUACUUUUCUCUGGAUUCUUUGUGAACUUUGACACAAUUCCAAAGUACCUGCAGUGGACCUGUUACGUGUCAUAUGUCAGGUAUGGUUUUGAAGGAGUGAUUUUGUCUAUCUAUGGGAUGAAUCGUUCUGAGUUGGAGUGUCCAGGCAAAGCGUGUCGCUUACAACAGCCUGAGGAGGUUCUUAAGCUGUUGGACGUAGAAGAUGCCAAGCUCUACAUUGAUUUCAUUGCCUUGGGCGUUUUCUUUAUCAUCCUGCGCCUGGCCACUUACCUUGUUCUCCGCUAUAAGAUAAAAGCUCAGCGGUAGCUUGUUUUACAGAAGAUUUGUACUAUUGCCAUGCCAACAUUUACACAACCUGAAGUACGCUCUUUUACCACAUUGGUGUAUUUCUUAUUUUUACUGCACACAUUGCUGCUAAACGCUGCUGAACGUGUCAAUAAUGUUUGAUUAUGAACUUGUACAUUACCUCAAUACACCAGGCUUACUCUUCUGUUUUUAAACAGUUGUAGUUCAAUCAGAGCAAACUCAACAGAGCAUAAAGAUAUUUUUAACAUCAAGCAUGGGUGUGCACAGCGAUUGUCUCCACUCACAAGGAGAAAAGUCAAGCCUCCCCUCGAAAAACACAGUUUACAUAAUAUUAGUGUUGUUAGUCACCUAAAUGUUGAACAGAGGGUGUGUUUUUACCGAAGUCAAAUUCCUUGUUUGGCACGCUCAAACAUGGCGAAUAAAAACUCUUGAAUCUUGAAUCAUGCAAGUCUGAUACAUAUAUAAGCUCAAAUGACUUUAGAAAUCAAUUCAUUCUUUUGCUAGAUGGAUUUUUUAUUAUUUGUAGAUUAAUUAAUAUAAUCAUAUGUUCUCAAAUGUUAUAUUCUACUUACAAUAUGUGAAAUUCUUUCAAUGUGAAUCAAAGUGUAAUGUUUUUUUGUAUAAUUAUCUCCUUGUGUAUAUGCACUAACAUACAGCAUGAGUAUUUAAGAUAGAAAUAAAUGAGUAUACUUUUAUUUUUUUGUACCUACACAACCAGGACAUCAUACAAUCAUGUUUGGUGCUAAAUUUUAUGAUCAAUAUGAAAAACACAAUGCAUUUGGACUGCACAUUAAAAGGAGCACUGGAAGAACUGGAAGGAGCUUUAGAUUGCAUUUAGCAUGACGAUUGUUUUGUUUUUUUCUCAAACUAGUUUUUUGUUUAUGGAUUUUAUGUUUUUUAGCUGGACUGCACAAUCAUUUCCAAUAAUUGAGAAUAUAAUAAACAAUGAUUUGAUUAAUUUGA
This is a messenger RNA of Syngnathus typhle (broad-nosed pipefish), 3049 nucleotides long. Its product is annotated as ATP-binding cassette subfamily G member 4-like. Gene Ontology annotation, molecular function: ATP hydrolysis activity; ATP binding; ABC-type transporter activity. The record is from RefSeq and is a predicted model, not a curated record. NCBI's taxonomy places the organism in Eukaryota, Metazoa, Chordata, Actinopteri, Syngnathiformes, Syngnathidae. The coding region runs from base 152 to 2086 and encodes 644 amino acids. Gene Ontology annotation, cellular component: plasma membrane. The transcript is spliced from 15 exons.